AUGUUUUCUACUUUCGGUGGCUGCAUGUGGCUUCUAGUCUGGCUGGCAGGACUAGUGUCCGCUGCAAAUAAGGAGAAACCACCAGUUUUCAGGCGCGGAGGCUCUAACUUUAUCAUGGAAGAUCUAAUCACCAGUUGCGACCACACUUAUGUGGAGUAUUUCCGUAAAGUUCCCAACUCGUAUAACCUUUACACAUUCCGAGUUGUCAAACUGGCAUCCAGGUUCACCAUCGAUGUGGCUGUUAGGGUUUUGAAAACCAAACGCGUUAUGUACAAAGUGGACAACUUGGAUGGCUGCUACUUCCUCACCAAUCCCCUCAUGAAUCGCGUUUUUGGUUCUGUGUACAAGAGACUGAUUGUGAAUGGAAGUUUUUUUACCUGCCCGAUAAAGCCGGCUGUAUAUUACCUCAGGAACGAGGGCUCUGUGGAAAUGUUGCCCACUUUUCAUCCACCUGGCAAGUACCAGGUCACCAUGCGGGUCAAAAUGCACGAAAGUCCAGGACCAUUUGUAAUGGAAAUGCUGUGGAUUUAUAAUGUGGUUAAAAUUAAAUAA
Molecule: messenger RNA, 552 nt
Organism: Drosophila kikkawai
Lineage: Eukaryota; Metazoa; Arthropoda; Insecta; Diptera; Drosophilidae
Source: RefSeq, a predicted model, not a curated record